This is a messenger RNA of Ipomoea nil (Japanese morning glory), 1966 nucleotides long. RefSeq names its product proline--tRNA ligase, cytoplasmic-like. Bases 186 to 1709 code for a protein of 507 amino acids. Gene Ontology annotation, cellular component: aminoacyl-tRNA synthetase multienzyme complex; cytoplasm. Gene Ontology annotation, molecular function: proline-tRNA ligase activity; ATP binding. The transcript is spliced from 13 exons. NCBI's taxonomy places the organism in Eukaryota, Viridiplantae, Streptophyta, Magnoliopsida, Solanales, Convolvulaceae. The record is from RefSeq and is a predicted model, not a curated record. Gene Ontology annotation, biological process: prolyl-tRNA aminoacylation.
GUCAAAACCUAAUUCUUUCCAUCGCAGUAUCGCUUAACGUUUCCCAUAUCAUCAAACUCUCUCAGGACCAAAGCUGCUGAGCUCUCUACCUCUUGUGGCAGCCACUCUAAUUUGCUUCAACAGCGCAGCUCGAACUCUUUCUAAAUUAAGGUGAUUUGCUUGGACGUAUAUUGAUAAUUACCUAUAUGGCUGGCAAAGAUUCAAAAAGUUCGAGUUCUAAGGGGAAAAAGAAGGAAGUAAAGAAAGAGACUGGUCUAGGUCUUUCUUACAAAAAAGAUGAAAACUUUGGGGAGUGGUAUUCUGAGGUGGUUGUUAGUGGUGAAAUGAUUGAGUACUAUGACAUCUCUGGUUGUUACAUUCUGCGACCAUGGGCAAUGUCCAUCUGGGAGAUUAUGCAGAGCUUUUUUGAUGCUGAAAUUAAGAAAAUGAAGAUCAAGAAUUGCUACUUCCCACUUUUUGUGUCUCCUGGAGUCCUACAAAAAGAAAAGGACCACAUAGAGGGUUUUGCACCCGAGGUUGCUUGGGUUACAAAAUCAGGAGAGUCUGAGUUGGAAGUCCCUAUUGCAAUUCGUCCAACUAGUGAAACGGUUAUGUAUCCAUAUUUCUCGAAGUGGAUAAGAGGACAUCGUGACUUGCCUUUGAGACUCAAUCAGUGGUGCAACGUUGUGCGUUGGGAAUUCAGCCAUCCUACUCCUUUCAUAAGAAGCCGUGAGUUUCUAUGGCAAGAAGGGCACACUGCUUUUGCAACCAAGGAGGAGGCAGAUGCUGAGGUUCUUGAUAUUUUGGAACUAUAUAGACGGAUAUAUGAAGAAUACUUGGCUGUUCCUGUCACCAAGGGAAAGAAAAGUGAGCUUGAGAAGUUUGCUGGUGGACUUUAUACAACAACUGUUGAGGCUUUUAUUCCAAACACUGGUCGUGGUAUACAAGGUGCAACUUCACACUGCUUAGGACAGAACUUCGCAAAAAUGUUUGAGAUAAAUUAUGAAAAUGAGAAAGGAGAAAAAGCUAUGGUCUGGCAGAAUUCAUGGGCGUACACUACCAGAACGAUUGGAGUGAUGAUCAUGGUUCAUGGUGAUGAUAAAGGGUUGGUGAUGCCACCAAAAGUUGCAGCAAUUCAAGUGAUUGUCAUACCGGUGCCUUUUAAGGAGGCUAAUACACAAGGGAUCUUUGAUGCUUGUGCUACCACUGUUAAAAAGUUGAAUGAAUCUGGUAUUCGUGCGGAGGCAGACUUCAGAGAUAACUAUUCACCUGGGUGGAAAUAUUCUCACUGGGAAAUGAAGGGGGUUCCUCUUAGGAUUGAAAUAGGACCCAAAGAUCUUGAAAAAAACCAGGUAAGAGCUGUCAGGCGUGACACUGGCUCUAAAGAUGAUAUCCCAAUGGAUAGCAUAGCUGAACAAGUAAAAGACUUGCUCGCCACUAUUCAACAAAAUCUCUUUGAUGUCGCAAAACAAAAACGAGAUGCCUGCGUCCAGGUUGUGAAAACCUGGGACGAGUUUGUGAAAGCUCUGAACCAAAAGAAGUUGGUCUUGGCUCCGUGGUGUGAUGAAGAGGAUGUUGAGAAGGAUGUGAAGACACGGACGAAAGGAGAGAUGGGUGCAGCAAAGACGCUAUGUUCUCCAUUCGACCAGCCUGAGCUACUAGAAGGAACCUUGUGCUUUGCCUCGGGCAAACCUGCGAAGAAAUGGACUUACUGGGGCCGAAGUUAUUGAUACGGUUGAUUAUACAGUUGGAUUAUUUACUAGAUGACUGUCUCAGACGACUAUAUAGUUUAUCUUCUACUUUAGCACUUCGAAACCGUUUUGACAGGUUUUUUUUUUUUUUUUUGCCCAGAAUGCUAGUGUCUCUAAGUAAAUUUUUGUAUGAUUGUUUGCAAGAAAGUUGGAUUUAGGAAUCUUGACAUACCAACAACAAGCUCCUAAAGUGGAAGACAAAUCUAAGUAUUUCCUAAGCAUCUUGUUACCAAUCA